This is a messenger RNA of Protopolystoma xenopodis, 318 nucleotides long. NCBI's taxonomy places the organism in Eukaryota, Metazoa, Platyhelminthes, Monogenea, Polystomatidea, Polystomatidae. The record is from the annotation of a GenBank genome assembly.
AUGCAUUGUCUGGAUUUAUCGUCUCGUAUCCGCGUCUCUCCACGCGGCACAGGCGGGGCGCCAGUCGACCACACAGUUCUCACGGCCUGCCUGUAUGCCUGCCCGCCUGUCCGCCUGUCCGCAUGUUCGCCUCACAUCUUUCCGCCAAGAAAGACGAUAAAAGGGGACUUGCUCACUUUUUCCCUUCUCGCCUCUUACCCGUGCUCCGGUGACGGGCUAGCCGGGCAAGGAUCGGCCUUUCGAGGCUUGGGUUACAGCGUCCAGACGGGCCGGCCCGAGGUGUAUAUUCAACCUGGUGCUUGUUGGUUAAUCAGUUAA